AUGGGCGCCGGUUUGAGUGGCGUUGGCGGUGGUGGUGGCUCUCUGGGCAGCAGUCCCGUCAAUCCAAUGCUCAAUCGCAUCAAGUACUUUUUUGCCAGCAGAAGCAGCACAUUCGACGACAUCUGGAACGUCUGCGCCAACCUCUCUGAAGAGAUUGGCGAACAAGUUCUGGACGUUUUCUGUCUGACGCUGAUCGACCACUGGGACAAGGAGAAGGAGCGUUACGUGCUUCUGUGCGAACGCUGCCUCAUCACACUCGAGUAUGAUUUUGAGCGACUGGAGCUGCGAACGCUGCACCUUUUUGACUACUCACGAUUUGACACUAUUCGCAUUGGUCCUCUCUGCUACCCGGAAAUGUCCUUUAACUCGUAA
Molecule: messenger RNA, 372 nt
Organism: Rhagoletis zephyria (snowberry fruit fly)
Lineage: Eukaryota; Metazoa; Arthropoda; Insecta; Diptera; Tephritidae
Source: RefSeq, a predicted model, not a curated record